GGUGGUAUGAAGCUUAUUGAUAAGAUGGCAAGUUGCAGUGUUACUCUGGAGCAAAACCAUCCAAGAAGCCCUUGCAUUAUAAUCUCAAAAGCAUCAAACAAGCCAUCUUCUCCUCUGCAUCACAUCUGUGAGCAGCCUCAUUUUGUUCCGCCCGAUGAGAGUAGGAGAGAGACGAUAGAAACCAUGGUUUGUCAGAAGACAGAAUCCGAUCAGCUUCUUGAUACAAUCCCGGAAGAAACUACUGAGCUAUCCCCAGCCAGGGAAGGGAAUGAUAACCAGAGUCUUGUCACCUCAGAGGCUGUCGUUUGUACUAAAACAGAAUCAGAUCACCUUCUUGAACCACUACCAGAAGGUAUUGCAGAUGUAAGUCAUCUUUUCCUUCACUUUCUUUACUGGCAGGGCUGGCUGGCUGGAGCAGCCGAGUUUUGCAUUUUAAGUGGCCUCCUCAGGCCGCCGAUGAUUGGGUCGUAA
This is a messenger RNA of Strongylocentrotus purpuratus (purple sea urchin), 471 nucleotides long. RefSeq lists its product as uncharacterized. The transcript is spliced from 4 exons. Lineage: Eukaryota; Metazoa; Echinodermata; Echinoidea; Camarodonta; Strongylocentrotidae. The coding region runs from base 7 to 471 and encodes 154 amino acids. The record is from RefSeq and is a predicted model, not a curated record.